UGCGCGUUCAUAGUGUCCGCCUAUUCGUCCAAUUGGUUGCGACUAAACAAGCCGUUCAAUCCGUUAUUGGGCGAGACAUAUGAGUACGAACUGCCGGAGCUCAACAUUAAGGUGGUGUUCGAGCAGGUGUCACACCACCCGCCGGUGAGCGCGUGGCACGCGGAGGGCGACCACUUCAUACUGCACGGCACCAUCAAUCCGAAGCUAAAAUUCUGGGGCAAAUCCAUCGAGGUGACACCCGAGGGCACCAUCACGCUCAAACUCAAACACAGGCCCGACGUAUACACCUGGAAGUCUGUCAACUGUUGCGUUCAUAAUAUCAUUGUCGGAAAGCUCUGGUUCGAAGAGUACGGCUUAAUGGAGGUGACCAAUCAAACCAACGGUAUGCGAACCCAAUUGAACUUUAAGCCAGCUGGUUGGUUUGGCAAAGACCUGCAUCGAUUCGAUGGUUUUAUAUACUCAGCA
Molecule: messenger RNA, 465 nt
Organism: Medioppia subpectinata
Lineage: Eukaryota; Metazoa; Arthropoda; Arachnida; Sarcoptiformes; Oppiidae
Source: the annotation of a GenBank genome assembly